ACAAAAUUUGACUGAAAGUGACUUCUGCUUCUAAAAUCGUGAAUCGCACUCCUCACCGGUAGAUGGGGGUGUUGCACAAAUCUGCUGUUUUGUUUGGAAACCGGAGGAACCUAAACGAAGAAAAAUUAGAAGAAGGGACCGGUUCGUGUGGUCUUUUUUUGGGGGGGAUUGCGGGUUUUUGCGCUUUUGUUUAUAACCAGUUCCUAUGCCCUUUAGAAUAAUCGAUGGCACAGUCGUUUAUGCAGAUUCCGUCAGAGGUCUGGAACCAUGUUUUUACCUUUCUGCCCGUGUCGGACAAGUUUUGCGUCAGGGCAACGUACACUAUGAGACUGCUUCCUCACCUGCGCAGUCUCUCAGUUUACCACCAGCUGUCCCACACUGAGAUGGACGACCCGCAACAUCUUGGUUUUUACCUGAAGUCCUGGCUGAGUGACCUCCCCCAGCUAUCCAGCCUGUUGGUAAUCAAGGGCCCUGCAGCCAACACGUACGCCUCUUCCAUCCCGGCCACAGUGACCAGCCUCACUCUUCGUGUGGCAGGACUAUCUGCAGGAGACAUGGCGGCAGUAGCAGCACAGGUGCCAAACCUUCUCCACCUCCACAUUGACCCCUGGCCUUCACAUUUGGGAGCUCACACCUCUAAGAUCCCACAGCUUUUCCCGAAGCUGAAAAGUCUUAAAAUUCGCCAUGAACAUGUGCCAGAGAAAGACUUUUUGCAACUUCACCAGCUGCAGGACCUAGAACACUUGGAGGUUCUGGACGACCGUCCAAAUCUUUGGGAUCUUGUUGGGAAGCUUCGAAUGAUCACAAAGAACAGACUAAACAUUUCUACCUCUCCUCUCCCUAGAGAUGUGCUUUGCUGUGCUUGCACUCAAUAAAAGCAGCGAAACACUGCUACAGUUGGUCCUUUGUGGCUGUUCCACCAAUUAAAAUGCUGUUUGUUUCAUAUUCAAGUGAAACUAUCACAUUUUAUUAAUAAAGACAUAAUGUUACCCAAAAGAAAGAAUAAACAUAUCAAUAGAUAUGAAUAAAGUGAGCACUGGUUUGGUUUAAAGCCCCACUCUU
Oryzias latipes (Japanese medaka) is the source of this 1062-nucleotide messenger RNA. Lineage: Eukaryota; Metazoa; Chordata; Actinopteri; Beloniformes; Adrianichthyidae. The record is from RefSeq and is a predicted model, not a curated record.